Messenger RNA from Zootermopsis nevadensis, 8631 nucleotides. RefSeq names its product Ten-Eleven Translocation (TET) family protein. NCBI's taxonomy places the organism in Eukaryota, Metazoa, Arthropoda, Insecta, Blattodea, Termopsidae. The record is from RefSeq and is a predicted model, not a curated record. Gene Ontology annotation, cellular component: nucleus. Gene Ontology annotation, biological process: positive regulation of transcription by RNA polymerase II; chromosomal 5-methylcytosine DNA demethylation, oxidation pathway. Gene Ontology annotation, molecular function: zinc ion binding; DNA binding; DNA 5-methylcytosine dioxygenase activity.
GGGGAGCAGCAGUGUAGAAAGCUCAGGUCAGGUGGCAGCGGUGUCUAGCACCGCCGGCUUCAAGUCGCCCCUCCAGCCCAGUUCCAACACCCCCUCCGUGUCGGACAGCGAGGGCGAGAAGCCCGUCAAGAAAAAGCGCAAGAGGUGCGGCGAAUGCACGGGCUGUCAGCGCAAGGACAACUGCGGGGACUGCGCCCCUUGCAGGAACGACAAGAGUCACCAGAUCUGCAAGAUGCGGCGCUGCGAGAAGCUCACGGAGAAGAAGCACCUUUAUACAUCGGAGGGUAGCUACGUUCGCGGAGAGGGUAGGAGAGGAAGAGGCAAGGGGCGAGGAACGGGAUAUCGGAACAAGGUCUCCCGGGCUACUCAACAACAACAGCAGCAACAACAACAACAACCUCAGGCUCCUUCCCAGUCCCAGUCAGCUGUCCCGGUCGCCAAUGACAACACAAUGAUGUCCAGCGCUCCAGGAUCAGCGGCUCCUACGGUGAUGCCUUUUUAUGCAGCCAACACAGGGCCUCUGCCCCCACAACCUGGAGGUAUGGUCGAGUCAGCAGGUGGUUUCGCCCCGCCGCUCAGAGACCGUUUCCCGAACUCAGUGUGGCACCCGGCGUCCGGCGCAGAUCCAAACAGUGUCGGCACUUGGACACCGCAGGGCCAGUUCAUACAGCAGCUGCCUCCGCAGCUGGAAGACCUGCGAUAUCACCAUCACCCGCAGUACGCCAGCUCAACCGCAUACCAUCAGUCGCCUGCUGCGACAGGCUACCAGCAGCAGACUGGGUUCCUUAAUGCAGAACCGCAGACAACCGCUUCAUUCCAGCAGCAACCACAGCAGCAGCAGCAGCAACAACAGCAACAGUAUUCGGCCCAAGGCGGGUUGCCGGGCAACCGGCCGCCAUCAUCUCCAGCGCAGCAGCCACUGACGCCUAGGGGCGGAAGUGGAAGUUACUCACAGGUGCACACGCCUCAGCCGUCACCUAUCGGUUCUGCCAAUGGACAUCAGGGCAGCCACGCUGGAAAUGUGAAUUUAAACAACAACAGUGUCAACGGACUGCCGAACAGUCAUAAUGGCACGUCAUCGUCUGCUGUGAACGGCGUGAGCGGCGGGACAGUCCACAGGACAAGCGGUAUGAACGGGCAGUACAUGGACGCGUCUCCGGGCGGACAGUAUGCCGACCAGAGAGAGUACGUCAACGGUGCAAACAGCUACGGUUCGUCACAGGAUGUAACAAUGGCCCCGCCUCCGUCAACAACGCCGACAAGCCGCAGCAGUUCCGUUCAUAUGGAAACAAACAGCGACGGUUCGACAAUUCCUAGCGUCGUGAUGAAUAAUGGGACGAAGACGUCGGCCUCGGGCUACAGUAACCAGACGCCUACCAGUACCGCCAACCCCAACUCGACCGGUCACCCAAACGCCUUGCCUGGGUACCUACCCCACCCCCAAAUACAACACCAACAACUUCAGCAACAGAGUUUACACAACUCUAGUAGGUAUCCAGGCCAGGACAGCCUUAUGGGGGAUACAAUGCCGGCGCCCUGGAGCGUACCGGCAAGUAGCAGCGAUGGUAGAAUGGUGUGGACGGAGGAGAACAAGAACACUGCAGCCACCAGUAUGUACCGAGAGGAUAACAGGGCUAGUGUGCAGAAUGGCAUGCAGAGUGAAGCUUAUGAACGUAUAAACCUCAACAGUCGCUUAAAGACGAUGAUUCUGAACAAACAGAUGAAUCAUCAAAUGCAACAGUACAACCAGCACAUUCCCGUAGACCGAGCGGCAACGUCGGACGGCGGCGCCGCUCAUCAGAUCUUGAGUCCGGAUCAGCAGCAAUCGGCACAAUACAUGUCCUCGUCGUCAUCUGGCAUGGUGUCACAGAUGUCGGAGAGAAUGAUGUCGGAGAACCAGAACGUGGGACGCAUGAUGGUGUCAGAUACUCAUCACAGUAGUGUGGCAGGAGGCAGGGCCCCUGUCGGCAUGGAACGGAAGCAGCGGCUAGACAACCAAUCAUCCUCGGAGGUUAAUUUUUUAGCCCAAGGCCACCAUCCUCGGAAUCAUCCGUCAAUAAUGACGUCUGAGGGUGGUGGCUUCCCGUGGGACUGGAGCAGCUCGUCAAAUAAUGACAUGAUGGACGGUAACAGCAUAUCAGCCAUGGAAAACUUCAUCAAGUACGCAGCAAGCGAGGAUCGGGGAGGAGUCAUCGAGAAGUCAUUAGACCUAGGCACUUCCAGUGCUUCUGUGAAACAUUUUGUACCUAAUAAUACCUCACCUGCAAACUUCCAACAGAAAUCCAGCAAUAGACAAAGUGGUACCAAUGUCAAUUGGCAUUCCCCGAUGGUACCUCAGGAACAGGUGUCUGUGUCUUCAGAUAAUAGCAGUAGUAGUAAUAAUAAUAAUAAUAAUAACAUUAAUAAUUACAAAGACCAGAUGUUUAAGUGCACAGCCAGUGGCACUAACACAUUCAAGUGUAGGAGGGAAUGUUCUACUGAAGUAGACGACAAAUCGUUUCAAAAGAGAAUGGGUAUAGGACCGGGGUGUAGGAAUGAAAUCCAGAAUAAUUCUUAUGCCCCAGCGAGACCGGGCGCGGGCGUGGACGAUCAAAGGGUACAAGUGACUGCCACCACAGGAGUUUACCAUUAUCAACAAGAGUAUGAAUUGAGUACCCCGCAGAUGAAGAAUGAAGGAAGGAAGGUAACACCUAGCAGUAUGGGAAAUAAUAACUACUUUGGUCAGCAAGGUUUCGAUGGCAGUAACAACGGCUUCAAGAGCGAACACCGGAAGCCAGUUCCGAACGGCUCGAUGACUGCGGGCGGUUUUCACUGUCAGGUGUUCGAUAACAUCGGUGCGAGGAGUGACGUCAGGCCUUCUGCAGGAAAUGAUGCGUAUUCCUGUCAGAAUUUUGAGCAGAAUAGUAACUGUAACAGUCAAAAUGAUGUAAGAACAGCUACGCCACCAGACAAAGUAACAGAAUCUACUAAAGUCAAGACAGAACAACUGUCGUAUCUGUUUGCUGGUGACGGUGGUCCAUUACCACUGGAGAAGACAAAAGGUUCUUGGUGUUGUCGGCAAGGUGGCAUCGAAACGCCUACGCCCGAACAUCUGCGUGAUGGCUGCUGCCAGGGCUUCCAGACAGCUGAUGAGCAGGAUACAAAGCAGCCGUGGUCCCCACAGCAGCCUGAUGCAAGUACUGGAGAUGGAUGCCACAAUACAAACAAGGGCUUUGGAGGAAUGUCGGCCAAGGAGUUUCAAGAUCAUCUGGAGCGACUGAAGAACAACGUGAGAGCCGAAGUUCCCGACUGCAACUGCUUUCCACCUGACAAAUGCCCGCCAGAGCCCGGAUCAUACUACACACACCUGGGGGCAUCGGCAAAUCUCACCGACCUACGGAAAGAUGUAGAGAAGAGGAUGGGCUUCAAGGGCAAAGCAUUGCGGAUAGAGAAGGUGAUGUACACUGGCAAAGAGGGGAAGACAACGCAGGGCUGCCCACUUGCCAAGUGGAUAAUUCGUCGGUCAAGCAUGGAGGAGAAGAUUCUGUGUAUUGUGAAACACCGGCAAGGCCACAAGUGUCCGACAGCUUGGAUUGUAGUGGUGAUGGUUGCGUGGGAAGGGGUACCGUCACAUGAAGCGGACCGAGUGUACAAUCUGCUAACUCACAAACUGAACCGAUACGGUCUUCCAACCACGCGACGCUGUGCCACCAAUGAACCCAGGACCUGUGCUUGCCAAGGGCUCGACCCAGACACGUGUGGCGCCAGUUUCUCCUUUGGAUGUUCUUGGUCCAUGUACUACAACGGUUGCAAAUACGCACGCUCCAAGACUGUGCGCAAGUUUCGUCUGUCCGUCAGGUCUGAGGAACAAGAAGUGGAAGAACGAAUGCACGUGUUGGCAACACUGCUCUCUCCCUUGUACCAUUCUCUGGCACCAGAUGCUUUUAAGAACCAGACGCAGUUUGAAAGAGAGGCUUCAGAGUGUCGGUUGGGUUUUAAACCAGGGCGUCCUUUCUCCGGUGUCACCGCUUGCAUCGACUUCUGUGCCCAUUCGCAUCGUGACCUGCACAACAUGAACAACGGUUGCACCGUGGUGGUAAGCCUGACAAAACACCGAACCUUAUCAAAACCAGAUGACGAACAGCUACAUGUCCUGCCGCUGUAUGUGAUGGAUGACACCGAUGAGUUUGGGAGCAAGGAAGGACAGGAUGCCAAGGUCAAGAGCGGCGCUGUGGAAACCUUGACUAAAUUUCCAUGCGAGGUGCGUGUGAGGGCCGUUCCACUGCAGCCAUGCCGGCGUCACGGCAAGAAGCGUAAGGAAGAUGAGCCGGAUGCAGUGAUAGGACGGAAGGAUCCCGCCACCGUACACCGCAGUCCUUGCUCCAUGGGGGCAGUGGACCAUAGAGGAACCCCUAUUUCCCUAGACAUGGCAUCUAUGCUUGAGGGCAUGGAGGCGGCACAGCUCCAGAGCUCUCAGGUGUCAUCAACUGUGCUUGACAGUCCAGUAUCCAUGUACCAGGGCUGGAGCUACCAUCACCACCAGGGCGCCGAGUCGCGUGGUGCAGAUGCGUACGGCUCUCCUGGUGCAUGGGGACAGCCUCACACUUGGAUGGCAGCUGAAGCACAGAGGAAACAGAACUGGUUGAACUCUACAGCCGCAACAGCCGUGAGUGGAAAUUUGAGUUCUGGGAACUUAAGUGGUUGGGGAGCGACUGAUUAUGGCGCAUUUGGUGGUGGAGCUACAGGCUUGGCUGCUUCGGCAAAUGAUCGGGAUGGGAGGGUUGAUCCUGAUAGCACGACUAACCACAGUCUGGUGGCGAAUUCUGCAAACCUGGGAGGAAGUUCAAGCCUGAAUCCCCUGCAGUCGCCUCUCAAUACGAGUUCAGCGGGACUUUGUAAUAACUUCAAUGUGAAUAGUCCCACUGGCACAGGCCUGGCCCAACUCAGUGGUCACAUAAGUCCGCACAACCAGGCUUCCACUCCUUCUAGUCCGUUUGUGUUCCAGCAGCCGGCAUCUCCUUGGCGGCCGAGUCAGAGCCAACCUCAGCGGCAAAGUAGUUCUAAUGACUUGUUUUCGGAAAACGGGACCUCCCAACCUUCUGUUUCGCGGGGGGAAACAGUGAAUUGGCAGGCAGGCUCAGGCCUGCCAAAUACAUUAAACUCUGAGCAAUCCAAGAUCCCAUCAGCAUCAUCUCCAAGCACGGACGGCUCCAGUAAGCAGAGAAGCCCCAUAUCAAGUGGCAAUGAUGCUGGAACUGGUUCAGGACAGUUGGAGAGGUCUCCUUAUCCAUCUCAUCUGCCCCCAUCACCCUUCUCUUCACCGCAGUCCCAGCAGGCGCUAAACAGUCCACAGCAAACCCCCAUCGGCAAUAGCUCCCUACCUCCUAAUCAUCUUGGCACUAAUCCAGCGCAGCAGCAGUCUUUAAGUCUGCCACUUCCAGCGACUGGUGGUGACAGUGGCUUUUCACAGCCUCAUACACCCCAGGAAAGUAACCCUCAGUCAUCCAAAACACCUGAACGCUCAAUGUCAGUACCACUUCCUCUGACCCCCACGGACCACUCUGCUUCCUCCUCUUGCUCUGGUUCUAGUCGAGGAGGCUGGGUGACACCUGAGAGACCUCAGUCCACUUGGGACUACAAUCCUCUUACUCCUGCCCCACCUCCCACGACAUCCCCGACACAGGCCUCUCCCUUCCGCAUCCCUAAAGGUCGGCCCCCCUCUCGAACAUCAAACCUGCAUUCCACCAAUGGCACCAGCAGUAAUAACAACAUCAACAACACGCCACCGAUGUCCUCAAAUGAAAUGGGGUCGACAAACACAUCCCCCACAACUGGAGCUCAAGGUUUAAAUUAUUCUCCUUCAAACCAAACAUACUGUAAAGGUUUCUUGAAACCUUUCCCUCCUGGUGAAAAUUCUGUAGCAAAACCACUUCAUUUGGACAAUCAAAAUCAGCAAACUGGCUCAUCGGCUAACAGUAGUAUGAAGGACUCGUCUAUGCCCUGGGCGCAAGAGAACAGGAUGGCAAUAUCUGAACAAGGAGCGAAGUCCUUGGGCUCAGUAGAGUCCUUGCCGGCCGUGUCGUGGUUCGGCAAUAAGUUAAAUGGAAAUCGGAGUGCAAAGUCCAGUGUGUACUUGAACAGUACAGAGGCAGAUGACGGUUCCUGUACCGCGAUGAUUUCCGAUGUGACCACACAACAAGGGAAGGGCUCAUGUACUGGCAUCAAGCAGGAAGCCCUGUCAUCGUCAUCAUGGUCUUCCACAGAUGAAGCGAAGCAGCUCAAUGACUACCACGCAGCUCAGCUGUCUUACAACUCCGCUGCGGCAGCUUCCCCUGUCAAUGCAGGCAACCCCUUUGUUUCCGGUUUAAACAGUUGUGCAUCGAGCUAUGGCUACUGUGGUUCCACCGGCGGUUCUUUCAUGUCCGGAGGCUAUUCAAUGUUUCCGGAGAGCAAAGCGUGGAACGAGGCCGCUGGUUACGUGGAUUCGCGUACAGCCUCUGCUCCACAUGUGAAUAUGAAUUAUCCAUACCAGACUGUGGACUUCAACUCUCAGUUCUAUGCAGGUCAGUCUGCCAAGCAAGAAGCCGCUGCUCGGUCGGCGUGUUAUCAUUCGUCCCCUUACGGUUAUCAAGGGAUGAGCCAGUUUCACCCGCAGUACGCCGGGCCGGCUUCGCAAUAUCCUGGACAGUUUCACCACCAUCGGUGGGACGCACACCGCUGGGACUUGUAUGGUCCUCCUCCGUUUUUCCCAGUUGUUCCAGAAGCGCCCCGAUCAGAGCCUAUCGGUGAAGUCACAGACUACAUUGACAAUGAGGAAUGUUUCAAAGAUUCCCAGAUGGGAGGUGUUGCCAUUGCUCUGGGACAUGGUUCAGUGCUGUUUGAGUGUGCCAAACAUGAGUUGCAUGCUACGACAGCCUUGCGGCGUCCCAAUAGAUUACACCCAACCCGAAUAAGCUUAGUCUUCUACCAGCAUCGGAAUUUGAAUCGGGCGAAACACGGUUGGGACGAAUGGGAAGAAAAGAUGAGGUUACGUAAACUUGGCAUCACUACUUCAAGUGCAAACAGUGGGAGCUCUAGCACGGCCGGCGGCAAUAACGGUUCAAAUGGUUCGGGAAAUGGCAGCAGUAACAGCAGCUCAAUUGCAGACCUGAUCCACCUUCUGCCUCCUACUGAUCGACCACCAACAUACACAUCACAGUUCCUGAUGCGUACCCCAACCUUUACAACCACUACGUGGACGACUCUGUUCCCUAUGCAUCCUUGUAUGGUGACUGGCCCCUACCAAGAAGGUGGGGCCGUGGGAUAGGUCGUGGCCGGAGCGUUGUCCGAGCCUCUGUGAGGCACAGCGUGAGGCUGUGUCUACUGCUGCAGGGAGAUCCUUAGCUAAGAAUCCUUCUUUUCGUUGGACCGAAUUGAAGGUUACUCGCAGCACUUACGCUGUGGUGUGUUCUGCAGACAGCCUGAAAUGUUUGCUAGCGGCGCAGACUGCCACGCAGUGCAGAUGCCAAACAUGGAUGGGGUUGCAGAACAGACCAUAAGAUAGUUGAGGAGUAGCAGGUGUGAAAUUAGUAACAAUGUUGGUAACACUGCAGUGGAGUCUGUUAAGGGAAGAUAGGCCUUUUAAUGUUGCAGCUAGGAGAACUCUAAACAUUUUAUCAUUUUAAGAAUUCUGCAUUUGGCAGUUUGAUGCAUGCAAAUGAUUGUAUGUAUCUGCAUGCAGUGGUCACGUUGCUGGAAGUUGUUGAACGAUGCAGACGUUACUGGGUCAACUUCAUCCGCUGCACACAAAAUGUGUAUCAACCCAGUGUGGCUUGAUAUCCCCCCUUUUUUUUAAAAAAAAGAAACUAUCAUGGUUUGAAUAGUAAACCGUGGCUUAUUUUAAUAUGACGAUUAAAUAAAUAUCAUUUCCCUAGGUGAUACGUGACAUCAGGAUUUACACAGUCUGGUAUUGUAAUAGGUUAUAUUUCAAAAGUUAGGUACUGCAUAGGACUCGAUAUUCUUUGCCAUCACGUCAUGAAUUUUUAUGGACUUUACGUGCGUUUUAAAAGUUUGGUCUCCCUUACGUGAUUGUAUCUCUCACCCUUGUACUCCCUGCACCAACUCAUUCAACCCCAUGCCAGAAGUGCGUACACAUUAGUUACAAAAAUUUGUACUUAUUUUAUUUGGCAAUGGAAAGUUGUGUAAUGAAUGUCGACUGCAAGGUCAAGCAGAAGAUGGGUACCCUGAGACUUGAGUCCUGUGCGAGGUGUAAGCGGGUCAGUCUUCCCAAAUGGAAGAUUGUCCCUCUGUGUGCGCAUUUGAAUGUUCAGUGUAACUCUAACGCGCAGUACGCUGAUUUCAUCUUACGCCAAAGCACUGGAUUAUAUUUUAAAAUAUUUUAACUAUUUCAUGUUGUACAUUCCGUGAUAUAAAUUCUUAUACGCGUGGAGUUUUUGAUUGAACUCGGUUCCAGGCAGCGCACAUUUUAAAGAAAUGCACGUUUCUCAAUUUUACAUGCAGCUAUUUGAAAGGCUAAAUUCAGCUUCGCCCAGUCUGAGAAGAAAGUUUGUAAAUAAUGUAAAGACUGUCUUAAAUUUAAGUAUGUUCAGUGUUUCGGUCCUCACCAUGUUAGAAAAAGAGACAUUGCGUAAUGAAAAAUUCUGUAAGGCUACA